Molecule: messenger RNA, 1713 nt
Organism: Recurvomyces mirabilis
Lineage: Eukaryota; Fungi; Ascomycota; Dothideomycetes; Mycosphaerellales; Teratosphaeriaceae
Exons: 1
Coding region: 1-1713 (570 amino acids)
Biological process (GO): proteolysis
Cellular component (GO): fungal-type vacuole
Molecular function (GO): aspartic-type endopeptidase activity
Source: RefSeq, a predicted model, not a curated record
AUGUUCAAUAACACUACCAUCGCGGCGCCGAUAUCAUGGACACCCUCCGCAUACUGGGACGGCAAUGAUGGUCUCUGGAACACCUUCACUGUUGGCGUAGGGACACCACAACAGAACUUCCGCAUACUCCCCUCUACAGCUGGACAGGAGACCUGGCUACCUAAUCCCGAAGGCUGUGAGACCGCGAAUCCUGCCAACCCAGGCUAUUGUGGAUCUCUACGCGGCGCUCUGCCGUAUCAAGGCUCGAACAGCUCAGGCUUCGCCAAUAAUGAGAGCAGUAGUUGGGACCUGAUAGGUCUGUAUACCGUGGACGCGGAAGAGGCGGAUUUGGGAUAUGAGGGGAACGGACUGUAUGGCUUCGAUACCGUCAAGCUCAAUGGUACGAAUGAGGCCGUCAAUCAGACCGGGCAAGUCCUGGCCAGCGUGCCUGAUCUUGACUACUGGCUCGGGUACUUCGGACUUGGCCCAAAGACGAUCAAUUUCACGACGUUCAACCAACCCAUCCCCAACUACAUGAGUAAUCUUGUCAACAGUCAUCAGAUACCAAGUCUAUCUUGGGGCUAUACGGCCGGCGCACACUACCGCAAUCAGUCACCGGCGUCUCUAACCCUCGGCGGGUAUGACACCAGCCGCUUUACACCGUCCUACAUCAGCUUCUCAAUGGACGCAGACAACUCACGACCACUGCAAGUUGGCGUACAAGGAGCUAUAGCCGAAGGAGCGCUCGAUGGUGCUGGCGUCAACCUUUGGCCGACCCCUACCUACCACUUCAUCGACUCCACACUUCCACACAUCUGGCUGCCAAGCGAUGCAUGCGAUGCCUUUGUGGCCGCCUUUGGCUUGACUUAUGACAACACUACGGAUCUGUUCCUCAUCAAUAGUACCAUGCGGCAGAGAUGGCUCAACGACAAACCCACUGUGACAUUUGUUCUUGCCAACACUACUGUCCUUGGUGGCCAGACACAGACGAUCGAGCUACCUUAUGCCGCAUUCGACAUGCAAGCUAGCUACCCAUACUAUCAGAAUGCCACCAACUACUUUCCAAUCAGGCGAGCAGCGAACGACUCGCAGUACACUAUCGGGCGUACCUUCUUACAAGAAGCAUAUCUUAUUGUGGACCACGAACGCAAUAAUUUCACUGUUGCUCCGACCAUGUUUGACAAACUCGACGAACCGCAUUUUGUUGCCAUUUACAAGCCUACGAACACCAGCACCGACAGCUCCUCGGACGAUGGUGGCAACAGCAACAAAGGUUCUCAAGGCCUGAGCGGAGGUGCGAUAGGAGGUAUAGCCGUUGGCGUUAUCGCUAUCAUAGCUCUUCUCGGCCUUGCAAUCUGGUUCUUUACCCGGCGGAGCGACAAGCCCAAGCAUCAACCUCUACCCACUUCCGAUCUGGAGAAGCUCGAAGGUUACCUAGCAGACAAGAAAGAUGGUACACAGGUCCAUGGAACAGAACUGGACUUUCAACAGAAUCUACAUGAGGUGCCGGGCAGUAUGGCAAGGCAUCCGAGUGAGCUACCUAGUCCUGCCGCAGCUACUGAGGUAGAGGGCGACAUGGGUAAGAUGAGAGGACGGCCGGGCAUGUAUGAGAUGCCUGGAUCUGGGCAGGGAAGUGGGAGUUUGGAGGCUCCUGGGAGUGAUGGUGUGAGGCAUGAAUUGUACGGAAGUGGCCCAGCUCACAGUCUGAGUCGAGCGAAUCAGCAUCUACCGUGA